Drosophila miranda is the source of this 1975-nucleotide messenger RNA. RefSeq names its product solute carrier family 22 member 1. Gene Ontology annotation, molecular function: transmembrane transporter activity. The coding region runs from base 20 to 1954 and encodes 644 amino acids. Lineage: Eukaryota; Metazoa; Arthropoda; Insecta; Diptera; Drosophilidae. The transcript is spliced from 4 exons. The record is from RefSeq and is a predicted model, not a curated record. Gene Ontology annotation, biological process: transmembrane transport.
GUGUCAGCGCGGCCUGGUCAUGCCGGAAUCGGAAUCGGAAUCGAGUGGUGGUCCAAGCCGACGCAAGUCAUCCGUUGCCGUGGACGUUGUGGAGCAGAUCCAUGGAAGCUUUGGGCGCUGGCAGUUGCGGACCAUACUCCUGAUCUUUCUCUGCAAGAUUCCCAGUGCCUGGUUCAUGGCCUGCAUAAUCUACACGGCGCCGUAUCCCUGGAAAGGAGAGCUUGUCUGUCGUCCGUCGGACUGGAAUGCCAGCGAACCGCUGCCAGCGGAUGACAGUCGAAUUAACAAUCUGUGGCAGGAGGAACGCAGCACAGAUCGCCUUUUCAAUGUGGAUGUGUGUAACGCCUAUGCCCAGACCCUAGCCCGAGGUUUUGUGACUCGUCAUGGGCAGGAGUGGAAUGCCACUGCCUCGAAAGACGAGGCAUCAUCGUCAUCGCUUCCCUGUGAACAAGUGGAGCACACAAGGGCAUACAAGUCGCUAAUCACGGAGUUCGAUUUGAUUUGCUCGCGUCGCGUUCUGGUGGCUGUGACGCAAUCCUUUCAUGCUUUGGGGGCGCUCAUUGGCGGUCUAAUGGCCUACACGGCUCUGAAACGCAUCAGUCCGCGACGCCUCAUGCUGUUGGGGAUGCUGGGCCAGAUCUUCUGCGGGAAUCUUACGGGUCUGGUGGACACCUACCAGUUGCACAUCUACUUCCGCUGCCUCACGUCCAUAUUCUGCGCUCUCAUGUACACAUCGGGGCAGUUUAUAUUGAACGACAUUACCUCGGGACAGGCUCGGAUUAUUGUCAUCACUUUGUCGGAGCUGUUCUGGUCUAUUGGACUUGUACUGCUUCCUGGGAUAUCCAUAUAUUUCGAUGACUGGAGCUACCUCUAUGUGGCCAUUUCCUCAUCCCUCAUCGUACUUGUCUGGCUGCAUCGCUGGAUUGCGGAUGCUCCCCGCUGGCUGUUGCGACACCAGCGCGUUGAGGCGGCACUGCGCCAGCUGCUGGAGUCGGCCACCUACAACAAUCGAAAGGUGCCGCUCACCCUGGAUGUUCAGCUCACGGCAUACGCCAAAGAUCUGGAACUGAUGGCCGAACAGAAGCGCAGCUACUGCCGAAUCUGGGAUGGCGAGACGAAGCGCAGUCAGCUGAUCUACAUUCAUUGGAUCUGGGGCUGUGCCAUGGUCCUGUACAACAUCACUCUCCUGAUGAUACGAAACCUGGGUGCAGCUCAAGUUCAUGUGAACACAGCGGCCUUGGGAUUCGCCGAGAUGGUGGGCGUCUUUGUGGGUCUCUACAUGAUUCUCUACACGCGUCGCCAUUGGCGCUGGGCAGGAAAUCUGAUGAUUGCUGCAGGGCUCAGCACCUACCUGGUCUGGCUGCUGCCUGAAACUGAACGCAACUCACGGCGUGUGGGUCUGGAGCUCAUAUUCUGGCUUAUAUUGAAGCUGGCCAACUCCGCCUCGAUAGCCGUGCUGACCACCUGUACGGGGGAAAUGGUUUCCAACGAGAAUCGAGUCUUGCUGAUGCUCUCGGUGGUGACGUUCAGUCGUUUAUGCCUGGUCUUUUGCCCCUUCCUGAGCACCUUGACUGUGAUACAUCCGCUGGUGCCCAUCACCAUCAUUGCCACCGUUGGCUGGAUCUAUGGCCUGGCCUUGAGACGCCUCAACCGUUACUACUGGAACACGGAACAGCCGCACAUCAGCCAGGUGCCCACGCCCAACACCUAUCGCCGUCACUCGGAGAUGAUUCUGCGCCGCUGCAGCUCCGCCAGCACAGAAGUCAGCGGCUUCAGCAACGAGCUGUUGACCAACUUUGAGCGGGAUAUGGCCGUCAGUAUUGCCGAUAUCUGGCAUAUCAAUUUCUAUCCCAUUAAUAUGUGCGACAGCCUGGCGGAGAUGGAAUUGCAGAAGAGACCGGGAGAGGUGGAGACAAUUGAUGCCUCAAAAUCGCGCAGCUUGGAAACCAUUUGAGGAGAUUUUGGACAGCCUAUA